Messenger RNA from Hylaeus volcanicus, 6261 nucleotides. Its product is annotated as myb-like protein X. The coding region runs from base 2798 to 5554 and encodes 918 amino acids. NCBI's taxonomy places the organism in Eukaryota, Metazoa, Arthropoda, Insecta, Hymenoptera, Colletidae. The transcript is spliced from 4 exons. The record is from RefSeq and is a predicted model, not a curated record.
CACGUUUCUUGCCGCGGUGCACGGACUUUGUUCGCGAUGGUGCGCGGUGACAUACAGCAACGUUAAUAUUUCGACACUUAACCCCUUGCGCUCGAGUCAUUUUUCUAUAGAAUCAAAUCCGGUCCAUUUUUAUAACGUGAAACCAAAAGCUCUACUUCGAAGAAAAACAUCUACGAACGUUCAUGACUCGAUGUCGUCAUUAUUUCAAUGAAUAAUUAGCUGUAUUCUGAUGUAAGCGAAUUUGAAAUUGUACGUUCACAAAAUCACUUUUAACACGUUGAACGCCGCGUCACCCACAUACGGGUGACGGAGCUUUUCACUAAGGAACUUCAACAAAUGAUUUCAAGAACUAAGUGCUGAUGGAAACUGAUCUGGAUAGAAUUCGUAAAUUUUGAUGAGAAUACUAAAGCGAGUAAUACGACAAAUGUUAGAUUCUACGGUUUCUAAUUGUCUCGAGACAAAAUUUUCGUUCUGUAAACAUUUCCAUGUGAAUCCAUGGCAGCCAACGCGUUAAAUCACAUAUGUCGCCCUAGAGGCGCCACUCGAGCGCAAAGGGUUAAGUUAAUACGGAAGAAGCAAAUCGAUGUACCACUAUAGUUAGACCCAAUCAAAACCUGUUCGUCCUUGAUUCGUUACUCGAAAUGGUUCGUCUAGCUAAGAAUUCCAACUAAGAAUUUUGCCCAUCCGCGAUGAACUCGGUGAAAAAGUCCGAUAGUGUGCAAGUGCGAAGGAGUAUUAGCAACCGUGUAUAGUAAGAACGUGAUGUAAUUGGUGCAGUUUCUAACCUAGUCGUUGAUCGUUUCGGUGCUCAUGGAUCAUUUAAUUUCACGAAGAAAAGAACCGCCAGAAUAUACGGAAGUCGGUGUCGCAACGACGCUUUCAGAGAACCAAGAUUUACGCAACUCUUCGACGCGACGAAAGGACUUGCUUCAAACGCGACACGUUUGACGUCGUCGAAGCCAAUUAAUGCCGUCCAAUUAACACCGUAUAGGUCCCGUUAACGUGCUUGCAAACGAAUCCCCCGUCUCGUUACUCUCGAAAACCAUGACUCUAUUUUCGCCACGCGUAUUCCUGCACGUGUUCGCACCGUAUCUUUACACGAAUUCGUUUAAAAGGAUUUCGACGGAUUCGAUUGCUCUGAAAAUCUAGUUAACGAACAGCGACAACCACGUGUAUCGUUGACGUAGACAUACGCUCACGUUGGAUGUUAAAUCAAGCAAACUGCCUCUGUCCCGUACAAUAAUUCCGUAUCCACGUGUCGAACGGAUUAUACCUGUUAAGUGGAUACUCGGCUCGGCGAGAUAGCGAGGGAAAGAAGUUUAAAAUUAUCGCACGGCAAGAAUAGAUUACGCUGCCAUUGUGUUUUACAUCAUCGAUGGGAAUUAAAAUUCCGUGAACCACGUUGCUCCAUUGACGAGGAACGUUGGAAAGAUUCUCGCGGCGAGGCUGAGUAGCUAGUGGAACGUAGGAAAGCUAAACGGGGCUACGGUUGAAAUAGAAAAAUCUCCAAGAAGAGUGUUUGAUUCGAGAAGAAAGAAGGUCAAUCUGACUUGGAAGGAUUCGUUGAGCAUCGAUAGUUGAACUUCGUCAUUUAUUAGACCAGUUCUUUUUUGGCAGAGACAUGCUUCAUUCGGUGCAAUAAUUAUCCAAGUAAGAAAUAGAAGGAAAUAAUCAAAAAGUCUCGAGGACCUAACAAAAUCGUCCAAAUCAAGAAAUAACUUGGUCAAAGGGAAUCGGCCAAUUCUCUAUUUAAGGGAGUCAUCCCGUUGUGACGACCGUUUUUUUUAUAAGAUUUUUCGGAAUUUUUUUUAUAGCGAAAUGGAAAAACACAGAGCUUUCAAAUUUUUACUAUAUAUUUAUUCAGCCUUUAACUGUAACUUUGAAUUUUUUUUAAGCAAAAAUGUAACGUGGAUCACGAGAUUUAUCCCUCGUAUGUAAGAAAAAGAUAGGCGAACGGCGUCCAUGAUUUCGGCAGACUGGCUAAUCUGAAAUAAAAAAAAAAAACAAAUUGCAUGUUAAUCUAAAGGUGGAUGGCUAUCGCUCGAACUAGAAUUUUUUAAAAAUAUUGUACCGUUCUUCUUUGUUAUCAUAAAUAAUUUUUAAUGCUUAAAAGCAUAUAAAAAAAAUUGAAUUUUCAAGAUUUUUAAAAAAUCCUGGUUCCGAGGUUCUAGUGCGUGUAAUAAUUAAUCAAGUGGAAAAUAAAAUCAACUAAUGAGAAAUUAUUCUGUACAAGAGUGUUCCAGUCCAAAGAAUUGAACGAAAUCGUUCGAGUCUAGAAGUACCUCAGCCGAAGAAAAUGUGUCGAAUCGGUAUUUAACACGAUUGUUUAUUCGACCAGUUCGACGCCAACAAGUAGUCGGAAACAGUGAAAAGCCAGUAUCUAAAACUUAGCAUUCCAAGUCUGGACUAAUCGGAUAUCAAGAAUGGUUAAACCCACAUUGUCGAGCACAAUUAUUUAUUGGACCAGUUGAUCGUCGGCGAACACCUAAUCCAGCGCAAAUAGUAAGCAAACGAGCGCGAUAACGCGAGAAUUACUGGGAUCGUUGCAUCAACCGCGAGGAAUGCAAGCGCCGAGGAUGAAUAAACGAGAAAGUAUCUCGAUGUCGAUAAAAAUUUCAGCACGAUUCUUGGCGAAACAAAAAGGCUCUUCCCUGAGAGAUGACUGUAGCGGAGUGUGCGCGAGAUAGACUCGAAUACAGAGAGAGCCGUGAAUGAGGGGCGAGGAACGUUGCUGCCGAUCUCAACUGGAAUAAAAAUACAGGUAGUGAGUGGGUGGAACGAUAAUCAUUGAGGAACAAUGUCGUGCAGGAGGAAGAUAGACUCGAAACUCUGGCUGGACUACACCCAAGCGAUGGAAACCGAGGUGCGGACGCUAAAGCAAGAGCUGGUUCGCACCCAGGAGGCCCUGAAGACAGCCACGAAGCGAUGCCGCGACCUGGUGAAGGAGUUGGACAACCGCACCACGGGUCACGAGUCCGAGAGGACGCUCCGGGAUCAGCAACUCUCGCGGAUCCUUCGCGCCCUGUUGGUCUUGGAGGCGCGGCUCAAGCAGGAGCAAAAGUCGAUCAGGCAACUGCUAUGCGAGAAGGACAACGUCAUCAGGAACCAGCAGCUGGAAAUCGCCAGGCUUAGGCGUUACACCAAAAACUACAUCAAAUGCAAGCGCGAGCAGACGCUUAUCUCAGCCUCGAUGAAGAUAGAAACGACGAGCAACAUCGAGGAGUGCGAUCUGCAAGCGUCCAGCAUCGAAGUGGACUCCAAGCAGGAUAGCGGUAUCAGCAAGGACAUUCAGAACUUAAAAUGCGAGAUAAUCACGAAGCUGAGCCCGUCCGUAGUGCUGGAAGACUUGGACAGAGGCGUUAAGAAGACUCACAGCUUCGCUGGCAGCGAUAUCUCAAAAACGAGUUUAACGAGUAGCGAGAACACGGACGUGUCUAUUAUCACGACCACCACGGAGGGCAGCCCUUCGUUGCUCAGUACGGAGGGUUUCUGUGAAGGCGAGAGCACGGACGUGUCGCCUGGCUCGACGCUGAACAAAUCCAGCAGGUAUACACCGACGAUGGUUACCGACAGCGAGAACGAGACGACGAUGAUCUACGACGACAACGACGACGAAACUACGAUCACGGAGAGCUGUACCAAGUUGGCUAAAAAGAGGAUAGGAGUCGGUAGGUCGAAGACGCAGAAGGCUUGCAAAACCAAGGAGACGAUCGAAGCCAUGAGCAUCGCGAGGACGGAGAGCAAGGACGACGGGAUGGACUGUAAUUUCGCCUCGGAGGACGAGGAAAAGGAGCAAGAACCUAUUUACGUUAACGCUUGCAACGAGACCAUUUCUAGGAACACGGAGCACGCGGGAAACACCAUACCGGAAACGUCGAAAACGAAUGAAGAUUAUAGUAACGAUAAUAGUACCAACGAUAACGGCAGUAACAACAAUAACGACAGCACUGUAUCUCCAAAAAUGGAAAUGGAGGAGGAACAGACCAUGGAAGAGACCAGUGGGAACUGGUACAGUGACCCAGACGAGGAUAGGAUCAACGACGACGUUUUCAGGCACAGCACGUAUCGACCAAACAGUAACCACAACUCCGUUUUAGAAUGUGUGAACCAGAUCCUUCUGAGAGACAUGGAGGAGGAGGAAAACAUUAUGUCGGUACCUAGGAGGUUUAAACACCGAGGAAGAAUCGUUCGGUUUCAACCAGCAAGGUUAUCCGACAUCGAGUCGGUGGGUUCUGAAAUGGAAAGGAAGAACUCUGAAGAAGCCAUUACAGAAAAGGAAGUAUCUAACAAUGACUUCAACGAUGUCCCUGCCAGCAGCUUCGAGCCCACUGCUACAGAGGACGAGUUCGGAAUGAGUCUCGCUCAAACAGUCCCCUUGACUAUUGCAAAUAAAAUCAGCAAUCACGAGUCAAGCCUCGAGGAAUCAGAGGAGUCGAAAGCCAUUCCUAUUGUUAUUAUAGAGCCAAAGGUCGAAGUAAAGGAAACCAGGCACGCGACAUUCCCCUCGCCGCAGACUUCACAGAAGACAAAGACCUCAAUCAAUGCAACAAAUCCUCCUUUGAAGCUAGAAAGAAUCGAAGAGAAAACCUGUCUGCAAAUGUCUACGAAGGGAUUGACCAUAGCCAAGAACCUCGACUACGAGGACAUAGAAUCACUUCCUGAGAUAAUAUCACCACCUCCCAAAACGCCUCCAGCGUUACCGCCUAAGCCGCAAUUCAAAAAUAACACGUUGAUCUUGAAGAAGAUCCCUAGUCCCUCGUUCCUGAUCGACGAAACGCGCAAGAAGCAGCCCUUGCUCGAGUCCAGUUCCUCCGAGCACGGCAAGAAGAUUUUCGGCUUUAUAUCCUCCCCGUUGAAGUCUGCAGGCAUCAAUGUGACGUCGGCUAGAAGCCUGAACUUCGAAGAAGCCAUUAACAAAGUCACGGGAAUCAAUGAAGAGGGGAACUUCUGGAGGAACAGGUUCAACAAUGUUCGUUCCUCCUUCCGAACGCGACAAAAUCACGAGACCGGUGGUGAACAAACGAAGAAGAUACCCAGGGUCACGAACAUCGUUCGUCACUUCGAGGAGUUCAAGAUUGGUGGUGAGACAGAGGAUCCAGCGAAGGAAAGAAGCAAAACGAAGGAGAAGCAUGUUCAUCCAGAGUUCGACCAGGAGUUUGAUAUCAGACAGAACUUUGAAGAAUUUAAUCUGGACGAAUGCAAUCUGUCAGAUGAUCCUGACAGACCAGAGGGCGACGGUUCGGAGAGACUUGGCAAUCUUGUCGCUACGGUUAGUCAGAACGAGAAAACUGCCGCAACCAAAGACAAUAAUAAUGUUCCUCUUGCUGCGACUAAUUCGAGCAGCGGUUACGAUCACUUCCUGGAAGCAACGGGUCUUAGCAAUAAAUCCAUCCUAACGCCUUCGAGGUUGUUGAGUAAUCACAAAAGUAUGCUGAAACCGAAAGACGUGAAGUAUAAGAAUAAGAUUAAAGCGACCGCGGUGUUGGAGAAGCACGGUGUAUCUACGACUAAUAAUACCACUCAUGUCAGACAUUGGACUGGGCCGUUUGUCUGACGACUGGCCCAUGUUUUGCCAACCAACCUGUUCCGACAAGAAACUUGUGACAAAGAGUGAUAAUUUUCCAGUAUAGUGAGUCUGAAAUAUAUCCGUACUCCUUCGAUCACUGGCCAGAUUGUUGAUGUCAUUUUAGGGUAAAUGCUAUAGGAUCCUUAUGUAUAAAAAUAUACACUGUUUGAAACUUGAAGAAAUUUUAUUUUAAAUCAUUUUUUCAAUCUUGUAUUUUCCGUGAUUCUAAAUUACCAAAGUAACUUCAUUAUUUAAUAUAAUGGUUAUUAAUCCAUGAACAUAUAAAUAACCAAAAAAUAAUUUGAUAAUUUUCUUUUUCAAAGGUAAUGUUCCAUAACAUUUUGUUCUAAAAGUACAUCAAUUGUUUGAAAUCAGCAAUUGAAGCAGAAUGCAUACUCCUGUAACUAGCUGUAGCUGCUCUUGUGUAUUCUUAAAGAUCAAUGUAAACAAACAAGAAUUAAUGACUGUGAAUAUUCAAACUGUGAUUUCGACACAGUUCAUCGUAAAACACGUUUCGAGUGUAAGAUAUAAUGUAAUGUAAAUUAUUAUCGAUAAUCCCUUUUUAAUGUAAUGCUUUUUCACAUUUUUUGUUUUUUGCAAAAAAAGUGGGAAAACAUAGGAAUUAAUUUAUUUAUAACAGCUUCAACAUAAGGAGUGUUUCGUGUUGUAUAUUUUAAUAAAAUAUUUCAUACAUA